Penicillium verrucosum is the source of this 1191-nucleotide messenger RNA. RefSeq lists its product as uncharacterized. The record is from RefSeq and is a predicted model, not a curated record. NCBI's taxonomy places the organism in Eukaryota, Fungi, Ascomycota, Eurotiomycetes, Eurotiales, Aspergillaceae. The coding region runs from base 1 to 1191 and encodes 396 amino acids. The transcript has a single exon.
AUGGCGCAGUCCAGAUUCACUGGCCGAUUGAAACCCAAAAAGACAGAAUAUGGCUGGUACUUCGCUGGCGAGCCAAUGGAAAAGAGACACUCUCGCAACGGGCGAAUCAGGCUAGUUCGUUACGGGCCUGAGAUGGAUCCUUGUGUCCACAGUCGAUGCCCAUCGCCAUCUCCCAUUCCAGAAACGGCGUCUUGCUCCUGCGGCAAUAGAUGCGAGGUUCACCCCAACGGGACACGCUGCCAAUCCCCAGGCAACACUGACUUCCCUGGUUAUGGGGCAGCCAGCAGGUACUGCGGAAGAUGCCAUGGUAUUCGACGCGAGCCUGAAUCCCCUCCGCAGGUGGAGAAAGCAAUCUGCACUUGCAAUCUUCGGUGUGAAUGUCCAUGUCACUCGCAUGAAACACGCCCGAUCACGCCAAACAGCAGUGAUUAUUCUAGCUCUGAAUCAGCCACAAAACGCUAUGGUAGCCGUCAAUCAACAAGACGCGAGCGUCGUUCCAAUGACACACGUCCCACCACGCCAAACAGCAGUGAUUUCUCAGACUACGGACCACCCAGAAGACGCCGGGCCGGGCAGCGCACAACAAAGCGCGAACCAGAGCACCAUCAGCGAGUGGAGAUAUGCCAAUGUGAGGUCCAUGCACCUCCUCCCAGCCCACCUGCCAUGCCAGACCAGAGAUACAACUCCGCCCGUGCAUCGUUCACGACAGCACCACGCCCCGGUCCGGUAGUCCAACGCCACUACUGUCGCAAGGCGGAAUAUUGCGAAAGCCACCCGGAGCUCUGUCGAGCUUCGAUGCCUGCGCGUUCUCCAGUGCCGAUACCGAAUCCAACUCCGACUCGCUCUCCCCGGUCGAGUGAAAAGACCCGUCACAGCCCGCGGGCCAAACCGGACCGGAUAUGCACUUGCAGGCGCUCUGCUUCUCCUCGCAAGCAGGUGCCUCCUCCAAAGCCAGUGUCUUCGUCCAAGUCUACGUCUCCCAGACCUGAUAUCCCACAUUGUAUCUGUUUCUUCAUGGAUGGGUAUCACGCUGAUAGCUCCGGAUAUUAUACUCAUUAUGACAAUGACACUGCUACCGAGACCUCCACCCAGGCCAUGCCAGGGGCUGUGGAUGAGACACGUUGUGUUUUUCACCACCGCUGUCGUCCGAGGUUUGAGCGUGGGCUUGGCUGGGUGUGCGGGAGGAAGUGA